Molecule: messenger RNA, 1645 nt
Organism: Morus notabilis
Lineage: Eukaryota; Viridiplantae; Streptophyta; Magnoliopsida; Rosales; Moraceae
Exons: 10
Coding region: 281-1396 (371 amino acids)
Molecular function (GO): RNA-DNA hybrid ribonuclease activity; nucleic acid binding
Source: RefSeq, a predicted model, not a curated record
CUUAAAAGCUUGAGGACUUCCAAGGCAAUUUUAGGAAACUCAUUUUCAUGUUUUUUUGCCCUCCUUCUACUACUUUUUACUUUCUCUCCUGCCCCUCAGCCCCAUCGCCGUCCUCCUCCGGUGAACGCAGGCAGGUACGCCGCCUAAGUGCCGCCGUCGCGCCGCCACCACCCAGACCACGCCUUCUCUCCGCAUACUACCCAUCCUCGCCUUUCUUCGGUAAUGGGCAGCGGAAAAAGAAAAGCUCUGAAUCGCUGUUAGAGGAGAAUCGAAGCGUGUGAUGAAUGGCUUGUCACAGAUUUCGUCUCACAUAGAAGCGAUUCUUAGAAACAGCCAUUACAGAGCUCGGACUUGUCUGUACGGAGCUUAUUAUUCUUAUUCAUGGACCAGAACAAUCAGCUAUAAACCCCGCAUUACUGCCCUCACGCAGAACUCUGCUUUGACGCGAUUCGGUGGUUCUCGGCUUUACUCGAGAAAAGCCGGAAAAAGCAGCGAGAGCGCGCCUCCGUCGCGGCGGAAAUCGAAGGCUGAACCGGCAAUGGAGAGGGAGAAGGAGAAAGAGAAGGAGGCAUUCUAUGUUGUGCGGAAAGGGGACGUCGUCGGGGUUUAUAGAAGCCUGAAUGAUUGCCAAGCGCAAGUUGGUUCUUCGAUAUGUGAUCCUCCUGUAAGCGUGUUCAAAGGGCAUCGGUUGCCGAAGGAGACUCAAGAGUACCUUACUUCUCGUGGACUUAAGGAUGCAAUUUACACCAUUAGAGUUGAGGAUAUGAAAGAGGGUCUUUUUGGCCCCAUUGUGCAAUGCGCUUUGCCAGUCAAAGAAGUUCCAACAUCUUCAAUAGGUGUAACACCUUCCAAAGAUACGUCAAAAAAGAGAUCACAGCUGGUGGCUGGAUUAGAAACUGCGGAAGGAAUUGGUUAUAUUUCUGCGUCAACUUCCGAUCUCCCUAAUGUGCGGGACUCAUCUUCAUUGAGCAGUAAGUCCUGUUUUCUUAUGUUUGAUGGGGCAUCAAAAGGAAAUCCUGGAAGAGCUGGUGCUGGAGCUGUGCUUCUAGCUGAUGAUGGACGCAUGAUUUGUAAAUUGUGUGAAGGCUUAGGUGAAACUACCAAUAAUGUGGCAGAGUAUAGAGCCCUUCUUUUGGGGUUGAGAUAUGCGCAUAAAAAAGGCUUUAAUAGGAUCUCUGUCCUAGGAGACUCGAAACUUGUUUGUUUGCAGGUUCAGGGGUCAUGGAAGGUCAGAGAUGAGAAAAUUUCAAAGUUGUAUAAAGAGGUGAAGGCGCUCGAGAAUAAUUUUCUCUCUUUCCAGAUCAACCACGUUUUGAGGGACCGAAACAAGGAAGCAGAUGCUCAAGCAAACUUGGCUACCACACUUGCUGAUGGUGAAAUUCUAGAAGAAUAUUAAAUUUAGUCCAAAUAGAAACUUGCAGUCAGUCUUGCUGGUGAGGCUUUAAAGUCUCAUUUACCCUUUAAGCAGUUUCUUAUAUUGAGACAAUUUGUAAGGUUUAACAUGUUCUCAGCUGCAGAUGGUUGUAUUUUUUAGCAGUCUGACAAGACAAGCAAAUUGGUUGCCCGUGUUUCUAUCAGACGAUCUGUAGAAACAAAACCCAUUUUUGUAUCCUUGUUUACUGAUAUUAAACUCUUCAACACUUUA